GUCCUUUCGCGCUGGCGGUCUCCGCAAGCCCGCCGGUCGCCCGUGAGAGAGGAGAAGAGUGCGGGGUGCUGUCAACCGCACGAUUGCUGAGGGAACCAGGGUGCUCAGAGCGACUGAGUUUACGAUUCUCUUUAUAACCAAGGCAAGGUUUGUCUGCCUUUGGCUCCGACCUUCCUGGCCUUGACCUUGACAGCCGGCAUGGAGGUCAACAAAGGCAUUGCUGCUGCCGUCUUCCUUGCUCUUCCGGGCCUCGGAAGCUAGGCCUACCCAAGAAAUGAGGAUGAACUUGGCAUGUAAGCGCCUGUCUGUCGCCUGAAGAGAAAUUAUAUCUAUAAUAGCUAUAGGACGAUGUCAGACUGCUCGACGCUAAUUAGAAAAUGAUAACAAUUCACUUUCCUCGCUCUCCUCGCCUCUGCCCAGCGGCAGCCUGAGUAACCUGAGAGCGAACCGUCGUCACAGGCGCCUUCGUCCAGCUGGAGUGGGAGAGAGGCAAUGGGAGCAGAGGCGGGAGUUCGAGGUCGCCUGGGGGAAGGGGUCCUCGGUCCGCCUCAGCGCCAACUCUUCAACGGCGACAGUAACGGACCUGGAACCCGGCACCUCCUACUUAUUCACGGUCACCACCGUGGCCGACUCUCGUGAAUUUAAGAGAUCGCUCCAUGUACGGACAGCGUCGCUGAGGCUGCACGAGCUGUGGCGGAACCAGCUGCAGGUGGCGUGGCACUCGGGCUUCAAGAAUCGGAAAGCAGUCCGAAUGGCGUACAAAGUGCAGUGGAAUAUAACAUCCAGAGCACUUUCAAGCAACUACACUUCCAACCAAACCACAUUUGUGAACUCGACUGAGGCUGAAAUACUGCAAAUACCUGUCCCACACUAUGCACGGAUCGCAGUGUGCGUCCAGAUUCGACAGCAGGAGGAUGAAUGGUCCCGGAAGAUAUGCGAUUCUCUAACAACACCGUCUGGAAAGCCAGGAAAAGUAAGAAACCUGACGGUCACUCCAGACGACCGUUCCUUGAGACUGACUUGGGAAGACCCGGGCGACACUCCUCCCACAGGAGAAUUGGACAGGGUGUCAAUAGACGUGAGCAACACAUGCAAAAUGCUGUGGACGUCUAUUGAGCCCAUUCGUAAGUUGAUUAAUGGCUCCGGGAAGUGGGCUUUCACCGUCAGGCAUCUCCAGCCCGAUUCAGACUAUACGAUAGAGGUGAGAGUCUGGAACAAAGGAAGUGCUGGCUCCGACGCUGUGUCACGAAAGGCAAGGACUCUCCCUGGCGUCCCGUCGCCGCCACGCGAUCUCCUUGCCAUUCCCUGGAACACCUCGCAGGUCCUUCUCUCGUGGGCGCCGCCAAUCAGGCCUCAGGGCAUCCUUGUCAACUACACCGUCUUGGUUGAUGGGAAAGUCGACACGUGCGAAGAGGACACGCUCCAAGUGCAUCGGUGCAAGAUAAAAGGCCUCACCCCUGGAGAAAGCUAUCGCACCGAGGUGGCAGCGUGCAACAGACUUCACUGCAACUUAGCGAUUGCAGCAGAGGUCGCCAUGCCAUCCGCAAGAGCCCUCCCAGUGUGGAUCCCGGUCCUGCUGGCCUUCCUUCUUCUCAUCGUCCUCGGAUUUCUGCCCUUCAUGCUGUGGCGAAGCAAGAAAUUGGUGGAUCGUCUGAAUGAAAGAAGACGACCAGGAAAAAAAGCAGUUUUGGCUUCAGAUAAGCCAGCCGAGAACCAGACGCCAAACCCUGAUGUGCAUGUGUACGAUGAUCCAUACACCCUGGGAGUUCUUUACGCACCUCAAGUGAGCCAAACUGAUAGUCCUUUAGGCGAAGAUCAGAGGCAAAACAGUAUCAGUGGGGUUGUCUAUGCCAAUCUACCUGCAAGCACUGAGCAUCAGUAUGCAAAUAUUCAUUAACAUCUACUUGUGUAUUUUCACAUUAACUGGUCACCUGAUGUCACUGGGGGAGAGGAGAGGCUGUUAUCUGUAGACCCUCAUGCUUCCCUUUCAGUAUCCUUUCACAGGUGUGCUUAAUGUAUCAUACUCAACAGUGUGCCAUGCAUUGACUCAACAUGUAGCCAUGUAUAGACUUGUAGGCUGGCAGGUGAUCGAGUUGGGGCAGACGGCGACCCCCUCCAUCUUGGGGUUCACAGUCAGUGUACAUGGUGACUUGGCUGUCUGGAUGAGUAAUCAUGUUUUUAUUGUUUAUUUAUCUUUUGUUUGUUAUUGGCGCAUCCCCAAGUCUCGUCUCCACCCUAUUGGGCAGACCUCAAGCAAGGGGAAGCGAAGCCACAAUCUGUGCCUGUCUACACGCCAUGGUGCAUGAUGUCUCGAGAGUUUUCAUCUCACUCCAGGCUGCACGGGGAAUGCUGUUACCCAAUGGCUGCUCAGUGAAGAGUCCCCUGUAUGAACACUCACUGAUGGAAAGAAUUCCUGAAGGAGGAGCUCUUACUUGCCGUCAGUGUCCUUUACAUCCAGCCAUGCUGAGAGGGAAAAAGGUCUUCUGGAAUAUCGGCCUUGGAUUCGAGAUCUGCACGUAGAACUGACUUUCUUCUAAAACGAUAAAGUAGAAAGGGAUAAGUCAUUAAGAACUUGAAGAAGAUGAGAGACGCGUUGAGUAAAGAGUCAAGAGUUGUUUAUUUAGUUACAGGAGUUGAGUACAUUUACAUGGACAGAGUUCGGCUACAGAAUGCAAAGCAAAACUUGACUGGUCAGGAAGGACCAGAAGGUGACAGCCAGGGACGAUGAAAUGAAGACACUCAGGCACUCCGCUCUGGCACCAAGGGGGACGAAGAAACAUUUUGUCGCCAGGGAUUGUUACAUGGCAUACAGUUUAUCUUUACACUCCCUGUCAAGCCACAUAAUUCUAGCUAAAGAAAGGAAUAUUCAUUGGCCCAAAGAUGCUAAUUAUAUUACUCAGCACUGCCAACCCAUAUGUCUGUAGAUAAAAAUGCUAUAGAGCUUUAAGUGGUACCCUGUUUAUGUUGACUUUUCUGGCUUCUGCUUAACUGAUAUACAUAUAAUACUCAUCAUUAGUAGGGUGACGUGCCUGCUGUGUAGUGAUCUACGCUGAAUGUGUUCUUGCCUAUUUUAGACUUAUAUAUUGUAUGCUAUAGGAAUGGCCAGAGAUGUCAUCUUGAUUUGGCUUACUACUAUGAAAUACUUGUGACUACAUGAUGCUCUUGUGCCAUGGAAGGAAUAGCGUCUAUAUAGGAUUACCAUAGUGUAGCGUGAAAAUCUAAAUGCUUCUUGUAAACUUCGCCCGAUUUUUUUUUAUUUUUUUAUUUUUUGGUACAAGCAGUCGACAUCCUCCCCAGGUGGUGAGGUAGUAGAUGGAAGCUUGUCUUAUGUCCUUCAGUGUGCGUUUUUUGUGUAUGUCUUUGUGUAUGUCUUUGGCUUUGUUAUGCAUUUGCGUUUGGGAAUGUAAAAAGGCAUCUGUGUGGAUUAAAUAAACUAUGGCCCAGUU
Messenger RNA from Penaeus vannamei (Pacific white shrimp), 3446 nucleotides. The record is from RefSeq and is a predicted model, not a curated record. Lineage: Eukaryota; Metazoa; Arthropoda; Malacostraca; Decapoda; Penaeidae.